Molecule: messenger RNA, 612 nt
Organism: Papaver somniferum (opium poppy)
Lineage: Eukaryota; Viridiplantae; Streptophyta; Magnoliopsida; Ranunculales; Papaveraceae
Exons: 4
Coding region: 1-612 (203 amino acids)
Source: RefSeq, a predicted model, not a curated record
AUGGCUGCUAACUCUCCAACCAUUAAUCAUUUUCUCUUUGCAGAUGACUGCUUGAUUUUCACUCAAAGUAAUCUUUCUUCAAUCAACAAUCUAUUAGAUAUUCUUCAUAACUUCAGCACUCAAUCUGGGCAGAUUCUAGGUGUUAAAACUAUGAAUUCUAAAGAGAGAUAUCUUGGUUCUCCUUUAUUAUUAGGUCACUCAAAGCAAGAAGCUUUCAAAGCUAUUGAAGAUAACUUUAUGAACAAAUAUUCCACCUGGUCCUAUACUUCACUUACUCAAGCUGAAAGGUCAACAAUGAUUAAGCAUGUUUGCGACUCAAUUCCUAAUUACCAGAUGGGUGGCUUGAGUUUUUCUUUGAUUGAUGGAGCUGUCUUUUGGUCUCGAGUUGAUCCUGCCCCAGCAGUAGAUUCACGCUCUGCUGCUCUAGCUGCAUUUCUUCCUUCUUGCACAGGUGGCUUGAGUUUUUCUUUGAUUGAUGGAGCUUUCUUUUGGUCUCGAGUUGAUCCUGCCCCAGCAGUAGAUUCACGCUCUGCUGCUCUAGCUGCAUUUCUUCCUUCUUGCAUAGGUCUUAGGGUUGUCCUGCUGCUGUUGAUGGUGUAUGAAUUGAAGUGA